AUGGGCAAUCCGGGUAAUCCGGGCGGGCAAAUUGGCAUCACCGAGUGGGUGAAAGCCUUCGUUGGCGGAGAAAGACUUAAAUACUGAAGGUGGAGAGAGAGAGGGAGAGAGAAAAGAGAGGUGAAAUUAACACAAACACAUCGCCUUCAUUCUGUCUCUCCUCCUCUUCCUUUCCCUUCGCUUUUAUACCUCUCUCUGGUGUUCUCUUGAUUCUCCGAUCGCGUCUUUGCUUGGGAGCCAUCUGGGGUGUGAUUAAGAUUCGUGAUCGGCCAAAGGAAUCGCGUCCAAAAGUCUUUUAUCCUGGCGAACAGGAGAGUUGAUAAAAUGGAGCACGAUGAGACUGGAUGCGAAGCUCCUGAAGGUCCUAUUCUCUGUGUUAACAACUGUGGCUUCUUUGGAAGCGCGGCUACCAUGAACAUGUGCUCAAAGUGCCAUAAGGAUUUGGUGUUGAAGCAGGAGCAGGCAAAACUUGCGGCGUCAUCCAUAGAGAAUAUCGUAAAUGGUAGCAGCAGCAGCAGUAAUGGAAAGGAGCCUGUUGUUGCCGGCUCUGUGGAUGUUUCUAUUGGUUCAGUAGAGCCCAAGCUCAUCUCAACACAAGUAUCUUCUGCUUCAGCAUCAAGCGAGGGGGUAGAGGUGAAGGUGAAAGAGGGUCCGAAUAGGUGCAGCUCUUGCAGGAAGCGUGUUGGCUUAACAGGGUUCAAUUGUCGGUGUGGAAACAUUUUCUGUGCGGUUCAUCGUUACUCUGACAAGCAUGACUGCCCCUUUGAUUACCGGACUGCUGCCCGGGAUGCAAUAGCUAAAGCCAACCCUGUUGUCAAGGCAGAAAAGCUGGACAAAAUCUAAGAAACAUGAAGUGAAGGUUCAUGUGCUGUGUUGCAAACUUGCAAUGCUUCUUGUUUCAUCGAUACAUCUUCUUUUAAGUUGGUUGUUCUUCUUGUUAGGUGUCCUUUAUUGAUAUAAAUGGUUGGAAGCAUGAUAGUUAGGGCAUCCUUGCAUCUGAAGAACUCUAUAUUCCUUGUUGGUUGGCAAGGAUUUCUUUGUUGGCUCCAGUGUGUAAGUCUGUCUGUGCUGGUUUUAUGGACAUUUUGGCUUAUAAUUUGGUUACCUUUGUAAUUUACUGUUUCUAGUUCAUAUAGUAUCUCUCCGGUGGUGCAUUUGUAAUGCAAAUUCUAUGCUGCAACUAUAUGAAACCUAUCUGUGCACCAUUGUGGUUUCAAUUUUUUGGGCUUCAGUCUGCUUUAUCCUUGAUUU
Messenger RNA from Nelumbo nucifera (sacred lotus), 1251 nucleotides. Its product is annotated as zinc finger A20 and AN1 domain-containing stress-associated protein 8-like. The record is from RefSeq and is a predicted model, not a curated record. Lineage: Eukaryota; Viridiplantae; Streptophyta; Magnoliopsida; Proteales; Nelumbonaceae. Gene Ontology annotation, molecular function: DNA binding; zinc ion binding.